AUGCCUGUUAGACUUGAACUCGAUGAGGUCGCACCAGGACUGCUUGGGCCAAUAUUGCUCGACCCAGUCGCCAAAGAAACAAUACCAGACAGAGUCGAGCUACCGCUAUUGCUUGUUAGACUUGAGCUCGCUGAGAUCGCUCCAGAGCUGCUGCUUGACGAGCCAGAAGCAGAAGUACUCGUACGAAUAACGCUUCCUGGAUCAGUAGUCGGACUUGCGACCCCACUAGCUGGAACAGAUGGGCUUGUGCUAGUUGAAGCACCUCCACCUACGCUUGAAGAGGAAGUCGAAUCGUCAGCAGUUGUCGAUGCUGAAAUAGUUGGGGCUGGUGUAGCUGAUAUAGCACUUGAGCCACCACCUUCAUUGCUUAGCAAAUUUGCACUCGAAACCCGUGUUUCGGAUGCACCACUCGAUGUGCCAGAAGAAGACCUGCUUAUGCUGCUGACGCUACCUGGGUCGACCGUUGAACGGGCGACCUCGCCAAUGGCAUCAGAGGAAAUGUUGCCAGCUGUGUUACCUGCGACGCUUGAAGAAGAACUUGAAACGAUAGCAAUUGUGGAUGCUGACGUAGUGGCUGCUGGUGUGGCGGACACUGAAUCCGAGCCACCGCCCGGAUUGCUUUGCACGUUUGAAUCCGAUAUCGAUGCAUUCAACGCAUUGCUCGACGAGGCAGAAGCAGGCCUGCCUGCGCCGCCAGCACUGUCUAGGUUGAACGUUGGACUAGCGACCUCAUUGACAGCGUCAGAUGAAAGGGCGCUGGCUGUGACGCCUCCACCAACGCCCAAAAAGGAACUUGAAGCCAUAAAAGCUGUGGGUGUUGCAGCACUAGAGGUUGAUGUAGCUGAUAUCAAUUCAGGGCCAUCACCUCCACUAAUUCGUGCAAUCGAACUCAACGUGAGCAUCCCCGGCGCAGUGCUUGAUGAGUCUGGAGUGAGUCGGCGUAGACUGCUGACACUACUGGGCCCUACAACUGACCCGAAACCCUCGCUGGUGCUAUUGGACGAUCCGAUGUCAACGAAGAUGCCGCUGUUAGCGGGUGAAGUGAAAGUUGACUCGAUGGUCGCCGUAGUCAUCGAGACACUGGAGGGCAGUAUGGCUGUUGUAGACGCCAAACCAUCGUCAGUAUUGGUGGAGUGA
Molecule: messenger RNA, 1137 nt
Organism: Cyphellophora attinorum
Lineage: Eukaryota; Fungi; Ascomycota; Eurotiomycetes; Chaetothyriales; Cyphellophoraceae
Exons: 1
Coding region: 1-1137 (378 amino acids)
Source: RefSeq, a predicted model, not a curated record